UCCUAGUACCUACCUACCUACCUGCAUGUUUUGAUAAGAUUUCUUUCGCGUUAAUUUUAAUAAGUAUUCAUUAGAAAAAAGAAUGUUUUUAUAGCAUUAAUCCACCAUUAAUCUUACUAAAUUUUAUUUAAAUAUAAUCGUUAUAUGUUAGUAGUGAAUAACUUACUUACCUAGUUGAUAUUUGUGUAUUCAAAAUGUGUAUUCCAUUAUCGAGAUGUUGUUUUUGUGUGAGUUUGGAUGUCGGUUCAAAGAUUAUUUCGAUUGUUAACUUGACGUCAUCAGUUAUGAUCGCCAUGGUGUACGGCUCGGCGGCCAUGUUACCAGCGCCGGUGGCCGAGAGCCGGAAGAUCGUGUACGCCAUCAUCGCCAGUGGCGCCAUGUUCCAGCUGCUGAUUGGCUGCCUCUUGAUCUACGGCGUGUUUGGGAAAAAGCCCUGGUUAAUACUGCCCUGGCUCGUGAGUAACUGGAUUUUUUGCUUAACUCUGAUCGCGCUCGCAGUCUUCGGUACGAUACUCAUCGCGUUACGGUACGUGGCGGGGGAGGAGACUGCCAGCGAAGUCAGCACCAUGGCUUCAGUCUAUUGCAUUUAUGGAGUCGUGUUAUACUACUUCGCGUCGGUGAUAAACAGCAGAAGAGAUGAAAUGCUCCGGGAUACUUCCACAGAAUCUUUGAAGAGGUUGAUGAGAAGAGAUGUCUAUUACCAAUUUGAAGUCAAAAGUGAUACAGAAAGUAAAGAAGUAUCUGGCAAUGGUGACAAAUCUGUUGGUGAAUAUAUAGAGGAUAAUAAUAAAACUUCAAAGGAAUUUGAUUUGAAGACAUUUCUUGAUGACGAUGAUACGAUAACUAUAAAGGAUGACAUUGAAAAUAGAACCCAUUCAAAUGCCAAAAAUAAUGAGAAAGAAAAACCAAAAGUACCCAAACUAGAUACGGUUAAUUGGAAAAUUGAUACAGCUUUCACACGUUCAAAGCUAGAAAAACCAGAAGAUGUCAUUGAUAAAAACCAGAACGAUUCAGACAGUGGAACACUGCAAGCCACAGGAAAAGAAUUUAAACCAAGUCCUCAGUUAGGUCAUUUUUAUGAUGAAGAUGCUUUCGUAGUGCCGACACAAGAAUCGAUAGGAUCAUUUUCUCCAUUGAACAAUCCAUCAACAUUUUUCAGUAGCCCUCCGGGAGAUUUCUACAAAUUAAACUACAAACCUCCCAUUAGCUAUCCAAAUCCAAUUGAUGCACCUUACAAAUUUGAAAACUCAAGAUCAAAAUAUAAGGAUUGGAAAUUUAACUCUGGAAUUGAUCCCAAACUAAAAAUUGAGGCUCCUGCGAAAAUUCCUGCAGGAGGACUUUACAAGCUUCCUGAUCCGUUUAAGGAAAAGCCAAGUUCUGAUGGUGAUGAUGAUAACUUUGGAUUGGAUUUUAAUGAUGAGGAGAAAGAUGCAAAGGAGAAUCCAGUUAAGAAGCGGGGCAACCCGUGGAAAAGCUUUCUGAACUUGGUGACUGCGUUGCUUCCAGUAGGCAUCAUCCUGUCAGCUCUGACUCCAAACAUCAUCACCCUGGAGAGCACUGAUAUCAAUCCUCACUACCCGAACCGAUUUUCUCGUCGAUCAGGUGACGUGGCGACCCUACCUCCCGUCAGCGAAAGCUGCAAGCGAAGAUUGUUAUGCGAAAUACAUUCCGAUACUAACUACAACAUGCAAUCCUCCCGUAAGCAAAAGCACUGCUACAAAAUCCAAUGCGAUGAUCCCCAAGCGUUGAGCAAAGUCCUGCACUGGUUGCUGGUGUUCAACCGCUCGCAGGGACGCCGACCUAAGGGUCACGACAGAAGAGCGUUUAUUGUCACCUGAACUACAGCUGAUUUUUUAUCAUCACGAUCGAGACACACUUAAAACAAGCCACGUCGGUUACCA
This is a messenger RNA of Pararge aegeria (speckled wood butterfly), 1901 nucleotides long. RefSeq lists its product as uncharacterized. Bases 195 to 1838 code for a protein of 547 amino acids. The transcript is spliced from 9 exons. Lineage: Eukaryota; Metazoa; Arthropoda; Insecta; Lepidoptera; Nymphalidae. The record is from RefSeq and is a predicted model, not a curated record.